Lithohypha guttulata is the source of this 2622-nucleotide messenger RNA. RefSeq names its product DNA-binding transcription factor cat8 (gene CAT8). Gene Ontology annotation, biological process: DNA-templated transcription; regulation of DNA-templated transcription. The transcript is spliced from 4 exons. Gene Ontology annotation, molecular function: DNA binding; DNA-binding transcription factor activity, RNA polymerase II-specific; zinc ion binding. The record is from RefSeq and is a predicted model, not a curated record. NCBI's taxonomy places the organism in Eukaryota, Fungi, Ascomycota, Eurotiomycetes, Chaetothyriales, Trichomeriaceae. The coding region runs from base 1 to 2622 and encodes 873 amino acids.
AUGCCGGGAAUAUUACCUAUGAAGAUGAUCAGGGUGGGUAGUAAUAGUCAGAGUCGUAUUGCACAAGCCUGCGAUCGAUGUCGGAGCAAAAAGAUCAGAUGUGACGGGAUUCGACCGUGCUGUUCGCAAUGCGCCAAUGUUGGCUUCGAGUGCAAGACGAGCGAUAAACUCAGCCGCAGAGCCUUUCCACGCGGGUACACAGAGUCUCUGGAAGAUCGAGUACGCGGGUUGGAAGCGGAAGUGAGAGAACUAAAGGACUUGUUGGAUGAGAAGGAUGAGAAAAUAGAUAUGCUAUCCAGGAUACACAGCUUCUCGCCCAUGCGGAAGAAUUCAGCGUCCUUAUCACCACCAAAUUCUGGACAGCUUAAGACAGAACUGGCGUCGACGGAGGAAGAGGUGCUUCACGUUGAGAUACCUGCUUCCGUGCAGCCGAGUUCAACCUCUGCGGGCACAUCGACUACAGCAGCAUUCAUGGAAGCUUUCGAGGAAAGGGUUCAAGAGCAAGGGCAUGCUUGUCCAGUAAUUGCUCCUGCCGCACUGUUGGCCCCUGCCUCAUCUCAGGCCAGAUCGCCCGCAUCCAGUAAUGCAUCCGCUGCCCCGCCUCGAUUGCUUUCUGAUCAGUACAUCAACCUCUUCUUCCAGGAAUGGCAACCUCUUAUGCCAAUUCUUCACAGACAAACAUUCCUUCGUCUGUACGAGCAAUAUCUCGCUUCCCCCGAUGCUCUCUCGCUUCAAGGUAGCAAGCUUGCCGUGGCGCAACUCUUUCUAAUAUUCGAGAUUGCCGCCCACUCGUCUUCCUCGAAGGCACGACCAAACACGACCGCUUACGAGUUGCAAUGGCGAAAAGCUCUUUCUGCGACCUCAUCGAUACCUUCACUAGCCGUUCUACAGUGCCACAUACUUGCGCAGUUGUGUUAUCUUUUGAAGGCUGAUUAUCCACAUCUCCUUCGACAUCGAGGAUAUGCCGUCAGUAUCUGCCACCAGCUGGGACUGCAUCAAGGACACAAGAUCUCCGCCCUACCAACAUUUGAAGCUGAGCUAAGGAAGCGGGCGUUUUGGUGUCAGUAUGUGCUUGACAAGUUUGCUUCAGCUACAACAGGCAUGCCUAUGCUGCUUCGCGACAGUGACAUCACAGCUGAAUUUCCUGCUGACGUUGACGAUGAAAAUAUUACUGAACAAGGCUUCAGUCCCGCCCUCCCUGGUGAGCUGACCAAGAUAUCGAGUGCUCUGGCUCUUUUCCGAAUGUCCAAGAUUCUUGCAAAGACUCUUGAGCACCUAUAUCCUGCUGGCGCCUCCUAUGCCAUCUCUUUGAAGAAGCUCCAUUCGCUGUCCGAUGAGCUCGACCAAUGGCACGAAGAGCUCCCAGACCACCUGCGUUUGCGCUUCUGUAACGACAAGCCUGCGACUCACCUGAUCAGUGACAGAUCGCCCCUCUUGUCUCUCGCCUAUUUCCACACUCGAAGCCUAAUCCACCGACCGCUACUCUGCUACGGUUCCGGCAGUGCAGCUUCGGCUGCCACAAUCGUCCUGGCCGCCGCUGCGAAGCACAUCCUCCAGAUCAUUGACCUGCUUGACGAAAGAUGCAUGAACUACACGUUCCCUGUCAACAAGCAAGAUAUCCUGCUCAACGCUGGCACCGCCAUACUGUGGCAAUGCAUAGAUCUCGACGAUGAUAGCAAGAUCAUCAAAGACAACCAGAAGUCCCUGUCGCUGUUAUUGACCAAAGCAGCCAAGGAGAACGUGUCGGCCAGUAACGAAUUCCAGAAGAUUGCUUCGUCCUUUGUGGUUGUCGGAAGCCCUCGUGUGCUACCUCCACAUCAGCUUCCUGCGGAGGCGCCUCCAGCAAGACUCCUCAACACAAUGCCCGCUCCUGCCAACAACAAGCAGAAGUCGACGAGAAAACAGCUGCAAGCUAUUGCCUCCCGUUUCUCUGGCUUCAGUACCAAGGACAACAACAAUGGGGACUCAUCAAAGCGUCGCACCGUUUCACCGCGAUCAGGCUCCACGACUAUUGACGUGAAUCCUCCUCGUGCGAAUAGCACAAUCAGCCUUGUGUCCACACAGUCUGCUCCUGCUCCUGCUACACAGCUGUCGACAACACCUUCGCCCAGGACGACGCAUCCUCCGAGACUACCAGGCCAGGCAUCAUCUGUUGUCAACCUGGAUUAUUUCCCGUUCGAUGGUUCGCUUCAUAUUGUCCCAAGCCACAACUCAUCGUCGACAAUGCUGCCACCGAAAAAACAUUCUUUGCCAACUCACAGCAGUUGGGAACACCUCGUCCAAGGGUUUGACCAUCAGUCUGUACUGUACAAUACAGUCGAGCCGAACGCCCUCAACAAGACCACGUCGAACCCUGAGAUACUGGACUGGACGGGUGAGCUGUGGAACCUAGGCGGCUUCCACUCCGAAAAGCCAAAUGUGCCGCAAAGCCUGUUGGGCUUUUCUGAGGAGAGUUUGGCUUCUGCUGAUGACUUCGUCUUCAGCACAGCUGGCAGUCAUAAUGGAUCUAUGUCGACAAACGACGGUCUAGACCUGUCGGCCGAGGAAUCUUUCAAAGGUAUCACGAUGCCUGUAAGCAGUAUUGAGGAUGAGCUGGACUUCUCUCCUGCUGUACAUGCUUGA